AUUACUUGUCUCUAUCAAAAUGCAUGUGUUUGAUCAUCUUGGGAUUCAUCUUUCUGAAGCCAAAUACCUGGGUUAUAGUUGUGAUUGAGUACAAGCUUUCUUCUCUGAUAGAGAAGUAGAGAAACUGCUUUCUAGCAUUGCUUGAUUUGCAUUUUCAAAGCAAAACAGUUAAUUUACAAGCUCAUGAAUCAUUUUAAAAAAAGAUGCCAAUCUAUAAUCAAUUAAUAGUUUUAUUUCAUUUUCUUAUUUGGGAAAGUGUGAACUAAUGAAUGUGUCCCCUCGCUGUAUACUAAAAUAUGUCUAUCUAAUCUUUACCGAAAGGUUAGACAAGAAUCCAUGUAUGGAAAUUGAAUAUUGGGCUCUGGAUGUUUUUAUGAAAAAUGAUAUCCUUCGAUGACCUUGGCGCUUUUUUCCUCAUUGUUUUUUCCUAUUUAAAGAGUGUGAGCUACAAUUUUGCCCUGUUGUUCAGGGCAAAUUUGUAGGAUUGAAUGGGCUGAAACAUUUGAGUGGGACUUGUCUUGUGUGAAACUGAAUAGAUUGGAUGUACCCUUUUGGAUAAAAAGAAGUGACCCUAGAGGGGGUGUGCUGAUGUAAUGUGCAUUGGACUGUUCCUAUAGUUAAGACAGGUGUUUUAGAGAAUGCUGAAGUCAUUUCUUGCUUUUGUAACUGCCUAUCUUGCGACCUUUAUAUAUAUAUAUAUAUGUAUGUAUGUAUGUAUGUAUGUAUAAACACGUAUGGAGGCAAGCAAGUUUGCUUCAAGUAAGCUGCACUUGGAGACAUUCUACUGGAAAUCUUUGGUGUGCUGUAGGAUACCUAGAUGGUACUGCAUCUGAUUGACUGACAUUUAAGACAUUGCUUAUAUACACAAUACUGCUGCCUAGGUUUUGGCAAUCAGGAAUGGUUUUUAUUGAAAAUUUAGCUAGCUAAUUUAAAGUUCUGUAGUCAAUAAUAUGUUUUUCUGUGGCCAUCUAAAUUGUUGCCAAGGGGAAUAUUCACUAUGCUCAUUAGGGCGGAUUGUAGUAUUUUAGCGGACUUAUGAUAUGUUGGGACUGUCCAAGUAGAAACAUGAUAAUAUAGUAAGCUAAGAUUACUUACUAUUGCUUAGUUGUCAUAGUUGUCACAUCUUCAUUGACUGGUCCACCUGUCAUACCUUAAGUGGCCCGUGUAAAAAUAAAUUUCUCUUUUGGAG
Messenger RNA from Rubroshorea leprosula, 1189 nucleotides. The record is from the annotation of a GenBank genome assembly. NCBI's taxonomy places the organism in Eukaryota, Viridiplantae, Streptophyta, Magnoliopsida, Malvales, Dipterocarpaceae.